CAUUCCCAGUAUGCACCGCGGCCACACCAGCGAAAAAAUACUCCGGUAACUGGAAAGGGCCGACUAAAAGCAGAUCUAAACGGAUAGCUAACUACUUCUUCGUUUAAAAGUAUAAUAACAUAUAUUACCAAUAUGGCAGACAACGAAAAACUGGACAACCAAAGGCUGAAGAAUUUCAAAAAUAAAGGUCGCGAUUUGGAGACUAUGAGAAGACAAAGAACCGAGGUGGUUGUAGAACUGAGAAAGAACAAACGUGACGAGCACCUCCUGAAGAGAAGGAACGUGCCCCAAGAAGAUAUUUGUGAUGACUCGGAUGUCGAUGGAGAUUUCAGAUCGCAAAACACCUCUUUAGAAGCUAUAGUGCAAAAUGCCACCAGUGAUAACCAGGGGAUCCAGCUGAGUGCAGUGCAGGCUGCCAGGAAGCUGUUAUCGAGUGACCGCAACCCACCCAUUGAUGACUUGAUCAAGUCUGGCAUUUUACCCAUACUAGUCCACUGUCUGGACAGGGAUGACAAUCCAUCUCUGCAGUUUGAGGCUGCCUGGGCUUUGACCAACAUCGCCUCGGGCACCUCCGAGCAGACCCAGGCCGUCGUGCAGUCCAAUGCAGUUCCCUUGUUCCUGAGGCUGCUGCACUCCCCUCAUCAGAAUGUGUGUGAGCAGGCCGUCUGGGCUCUGGGCAACAUCAUAGGUGAUGGCCCUCAGUGCAGAGACUACGUGAUCAGCCUGGGCGUGGUCAAGCCCCUGCUGUCCUUCAUCAGCCCCUCCAUCCCCAUCACCUUCCUCCGCAACGUCACCUGGGUCAUGGUCAACCUGUGCCGCCACAAGGACCCCCCGCCCCCCAUGGAGACCAUCCAGGAGAUCCUGCCUGCCCUGUGUGUGCUGAUCCACCACACGGAUGUGAAUAUCCUGGUGGACACCGUGUGGGCUCUGUCCUACCUGACGGACGCAGGUAACGAGCAGAUCCAGAUGGUCAUCGACUCUGGCAUCGUCCCUCACCUGGUGCCGCUCCUCAGCCACCAGGAGGUCAAAGUGCAGACUGCUGCGCUGCGUGCUGUGGGGAACAUUGUUACUGGGACGGACGAGCAGACCCAGGUGGUCCUCAACUGCGACGCCCUCAGCCACUUCCCCUCUCUGCUCACACACCCCAAGGAGAAGAUCAACAAGGAGGCGGUGUGGUUCCUGUCAAACAUCACUGCAGGAAACCAGCAGCAGGUUCAGGCCGUGAUCGACGCCAACCUGGUGCCCAUGAUCAUCCUCCUCCUCGACAAGGGUGACUUUGGCACUCAGAAGGAGGCUGCCUGGGCCAUCAGUAACCUGACAAUAAGCGGCCGGAAGGACCAGGUGGCGUACCUCAUCCAGCAGCAGGUCAUCCCGCCGUUCUGCAACCUGCUGACCGUGAAGGACGCGCAGGUCGUCCAGGUGGUGCUGGACGGCCUCAGCAACAUCCUCAAGAUGGCCGACGACGAGGCCGAGACCAUCGCCAACCUGAUCGAGGAGUGCGGAGGUUUGGAGAAGGUGGAACAGCUCCAGAAUCAUGAGAAUGAGGACAUCUAUAAACUGGCCUACGAAAUUAUCGAUCAGUUCUUCUCUUCCGAUGACAUUGAUGAAGACUCCAGCUUGGUCCCAGAAGCCAUCCAGGGUGGAACGUACGGUUUCAACUCCUCCACCAACGUGCCAGCAGAAGGGUUUCAGUUCUAGACCGCGUCAGAGCGUCUGGAGUUUUGUUGGCGAUGCAGCACUCUGUUCAACAUAAAAAUAAUUAGGAGAGAAAGCGAGCGAGCGAGAGAGAGAGAGAGCGAGCGAGUGUGAAAGAAAUUAGAUCCAUUGUGCUUGGCUCAUGGGAUCCAUAGCUGCAUCUAAUCCGAGAGAAAUUGUGUGGAUUUCGUUUGGCAUUCCGAGGAAAGAGGUCCAAAUGAAGUUUUUCGACGGCGAGUGAGUGCGAAUGAUGAGUGGCUACUAUAUGUUGCAAAAAUCAACCAUCUACACUGAAUGCGUUGAGAGACAUUUCGUGAAACUUCACACACAACAAAAAGUUACCAGGCGUGUCUAUUACAAGUUUUCAAAAAAAACAACAACGACUAAACAGGAGGCAAGUCAAAUAGAUCUGAUGUCACCGCCUCAGGGGGAGACACCAUGACAUCACAAUCUAUUCCAAUUUGAAGGCAAGACACUUGCAAAAAGCAAAAGCUUCACGUUUAUACAAAUCAAUACAAAUCUAACUGGAUGAACUCAAGACAAAGAAAACCAAUCCACAUCAUACCUUCUGAGGUUUCCGUGACCCGAGGGGAGGGGCCACCCUGGAUAGGCUCCUCCUCCCCUCCUCCUCCAUGGCCAUGCAGCGAGAGACUUGUGUAUGAAUGGACUCAUGAAUGCGUAUGAAUGUCUGGACUCGAUGCAGGGGAGCCAGAGCUCAUCUCCUCUAGUGAAACCCUCCACGGACAUGACACGGGCCCGCCCCCCUCCUCCGACACGGGUCCCAGAGUCCAGCGGUACCCGCAUGGGUCGCGUGUGCUAGAGAAAAAACAAACAAAAAAAAAAACAACACGAAACAAAACAAAAACAAAAUGGACGAGUGGUGGUGUGUGUGCGCGCGUGACUGGGGUGUGCAAGGAGAAAGCGGAUGAGAACGCAUGCAGAGAGAGUCAACAUCGAAAAAAAAGAUUGAAGGAAAAAUGAGAUUGCAAAAAAAGCAAACGAGGAAAUUUAAAACAACGACAUAAUUACCAAGAAAUACAAAACAAGAAUGGAGUAAAAAGAAGGGGAUUUAAAAAAAAAAAAGAAAAAAAAAAGUGGAAAACCAUUUGUCUGUGAAAAAAGAGAAGGCUGAUCUAACACGAGUCUUGGAGAGGAGAAGAAAAAACCGACACCUCCUCAUCAGCUACAACAUCGACUUUAAACAUCAACGUCGUCACAACUUUUGUUUUUUGUUUUUAAUUCAUGAGUUAGUAUUAAAUCAACACUGGACAGUGCUGUUGGACGGACAGACAGACAGACGGUAGAGCCGUUGUGCAUUGUGUAACAGAUGCAUUUUGGUGGUUCCGGGGGGCUUAGCUAAAAUGGCCCUUAGCGUGUACCUUUUUAUUUUCAUUUUAUUUCUUCAGCUUUUAUUUUUUUUCCUUCCGACGCUUGUGUAGAAGUGGAACAUUGCGCAACAUCUAUGCCCCUCCCACCCCUUCUAUGCCCCUCCCUCUCCUUCCUUUCCUCUGUGCCCCAUAUUGAUUUGAUGCUGUGAAGUCUCUAUGACAUCACCAUAACUAACCACAUGACUGUUUUUCCUUCCUGCAUGACAAAAAUUCCUUUUGUUUUCCUUUUUACUCUUUUUUAGUUUCCUUGGAGCAAAAAGUAACUGUAUUGCCAUAGCUUCGAGCUUACAAAAAUAUCACAGGGGGGAAAAAUGACAAGAUAUGGCCAUUUUCUGUAACUUUGUGGAACAUAAUCUUUGCAUGUGCUAAACUACAGCAUAGUUACUUCUAGGGAUUUUUAGUUUGUUAGGGCUUUGUACACCAUGUAAUUUCUUUUUCUAGUCGACUGUGCUGUUGAAAUGUCACACGUCUCUCUCUUCCUGUUCCCCUUAAUCACCUCUCUCUUUCUCCAGCCCUUUACCCCCACCAGACUUAGUUUCUGAUUUCACAAGUUCUGAACCAUUUUUUUGCACAUGUACGGACGACUGGGAGGCCUCAAGUCACAGGAGACAGGUGGUGGUGGUGUGGUUAGAUUUCAUGAUUUAAGAAGAGAGAGAGAAAAAAAAUAAAACCAACACCACCGUCUAUAUGCAUUAUACAAUUACAAUCUUAAUUUUAAUUUUAUACCUAGAUGAACUAGCCAGAGUUAAUCCAUACUGAGCCAUGUCAGUGGACUGACAGUGACCCAAAUGGAGGAGAAAAAAAUAAUAAUAUUUUCCUCGACCUAGUGAUCGACCUGCCUCGGUUUUUUUUUUUUUUUUUUUUUGGACAGUGCCCCUUCCUGUGGGGCUGCUGUCGGCCCUGGCGGGGUUAAGAGGUCUCCCGCACUCCUGGCACACCAGUAGAAGUGUGGUGCCUUCUUUUUAGAGCACAAAAAACAUGCAUGUACAAAACUGUGCUGUACUUCAACCCAUCCCCAGAGUCCCCUGCCCCUGCCCCCCCUGUAGGCUGCCCCAUACCCUUUUGUUUGUGUUAUAUAUGAGAAAAAAAAAAAAAACCUUCAGAACACUGUAGAGAUGGAUUACACUUUGUCGUCAUAACCUUCUGUUGGACAUAGGGUAAUAUUUUUUUGCAGCAUUCCUUGUUAGCAAAGUUUCCAAGAAAUUGGUAUAGAGGAAAAGCUGGUUUGCUUAACCUGUUGGAUUUUGGCUACAGGCUAGGUUGUCUUUGGUGAAAAUAAAUAUCGAAACGCUA
Molecule: messenger RNA, 4376 nt
Organism: Sardina pilchardus (European sardine)
Lineage: Eukaryota; Metazoa; Chordata; Actinopteri; Clupeiformes; Clupeidae
Gene: kpna4
Product: karyopherin alpha 4 (importin alpha 3)
Exons: 17
Coding region: 133-1698 (521 amino acids)
Biological process (GO): NLS-bearing protein import into nucleus
Cellular component (GO): nucleus; cytoplasm
Molecular function (GO): nuclear import signal receptor activity; protein binding
Source: RefSeq, a predicted model, not a curated record